Molecule: messenger RNA, 2032 nt
Organism: Brassicogethes aeneus
Lineage: Eukaryota; Metazoa; Arthropoda; Insecta; Coleoptera; Nitidulidae
Source: the annotation of a GenBank genome assembly
AAACUAGUUUUGAGACAAUGAAAUGUGACUUAACCCCAUAUUUUUUUGAGGUUAUAUUUACUAUUUUUUGAAAAUAUGGCUUCUUCCAAGUCAAUUAUAGAGGGUUUAGCGAAAAUAACAACACUUGGAAGUGUAUUUUACAAUCCAGUGCAAGAAUUUAAUAGAGAUUUAAGUUUGACAGUUAUAAGUACUUUCGCGAAAAAGUAUAUUCCAUGGAAAAAGGAGAAUAAAAGAAAGGAGGAAGAUAUUGUGACAGCAAUAGACGAGCCCAGAGAAGCUGGUAUAAAAUAUGAUGAUGGUAUUUAUUUGCUAGAAGCCUUAUCAGCAACAGGUUUGAGAAGUAUACGAUAUGCUAAGGAAAUACCAGGUAUUAAAGAAAUUGUAGCAAAUGAUAUUUCCAUUAAGGCAGUUGAGGAUAUUAAGAGGAAUGUUGAAGAAAAUAAUGUUAAUCAUCUUGUUACACCAGCUCAAAAUGAUGCAACUUUGUUAAUGUAUGCACACAAGAGAGAUAAUCAAUUUGAUGUAAUUGAUUUGGAUCCUUACGGUUGUCCUUCAAUAUUCCUUGAUUCUGCCAUACAAGCAGUUAAAGAUGGGGGUCUUUUAUUAGUGACAGCUACAGAUAUGGCAGUUUUAGCUGGUAAUUCACCUGAAACCUGUUAUUCAAAAUAUGGGGCCAUAUCCUUAAAAUCAAAAUACUGUCAUGAAAUGUCUUUGAGGAUCCUUUUACAAUGCAUUGAGUCACAUGCUAAUAGAUAUGGAAGAUAUAUUGUACCUUUGUUGUCUUUAUCGGCUGAUUUUUAUGUUAGAGUUUUUGUUAAGGUAUUUUCUGGAGCUCACAAGUGCAAAUUUAGUACAAGUAAAUUAUCCUACGUGUUCAACUGUACAGGCUGUGAUAGCUUUGAACUACAACCUUUGGGUGUUUUAAAGAAAAACGAAAAAAACCCUAAAAAUGUUAAGUUUUCAAUUCCGACUGGUCCAAGUGUUAAUAAAAAAUGCCAGCACUGCAAUCAAUCGUACCACAUGGGUGGGCCAAUUUGGUCAGCCCCCCUCCACGACCCCGCUUUCGUUAGUGAUGUUUUAAUGUCUGCUUCGGAUAAAUUGGGCACAUUCAAAAGAAUACACGGAGUUUUAAGUGUUAUAAGCGAGGAAUUAGUUGAUCAACCUCUUUACUACGUUCUUGACAAACUAGCCGGUACUUUACACGUCUCAACGCCACCUGUCAUGACAAUCAGGUCAGCCAUUUUAAACGCUGGAUAUAAGGUUUCAUUCACUCAUAUGCAUAAAACAUCUUUGAAAACUGACGCUCCCGCCACAGUGAUAUGGGAUAUAAUGCGGUGUUGGCAAAAGUUAAACCCGGUAUCAGAGAAAAGGUUGCACGAAAAUUCCCCAGCCAAAAAUAUAUUGGACAAACAGCCGGAAAAAGAAUACGACUUUACACAUCAUCCGGAUGCCAAUCCCGCAUCCCGAAAAAUGGGCUUUUUGAGAUUCCAGGAAAACCCCUUGCCGUUUUGGGGACCUGGAACCAGAUCUACAGCAAUGGUUGGUGAUGCAAAAAUGGUAAAAAGCAAGAAAAACCAAGGAAAAAGAAAAAGAGAAGAGGAAUCGCCAGAAAAUACAGAAGAUAAUUUAGUAUAAAUUAUAUUGUUUUCUUGUAUAUUACACAUUUUAAAAUAAACCUAAAACUUAAAUACAAUGGUCAUUGAGAUUCCCUGUUAUUAAUAAAAUCAAAAUAUUGCAAAUCCCGAUUCUUUACACCCUCAAUUACUUUCAAGAUAUCUUGCAACAUGCUAUCAUGGACGUCUUUGAUGGGUUUGUUGGCAUCAACCAAUUUCCAGGUGUCUUCUUUGGUACACAUAUCACUGAACAUUUCCUUUACCUUUUUCUGUAUUUCACUUUUUUCAUACCUCUCAUUUCCAAAUCCAGGCCUUUGAGAUAAAGCUUCAUCAUCAACCAUUAGCAAAAAAGUAAGAUCUGGUUUGGGCAAACCUGAUUCUGGCAUUUUACACCAUUCGAGACUCAUAUCUAAAAAGCA